This is a messenger RNA of Acipenser ruthenus (sterlet), 2724 nucleotides long. RefSeq names its product keratinocyte differentiation factor 1-like. Gene Ontology annotation, biological process: keratinocyte development; regulation of epidermal cell division. The record is from RefSeq and is a predicted model, not a curated record. Gene Ontology annotation, cellular component: cell junction. Lineage: Eukaryota; Metazoa; Chordata; Actinopteri; Acipenseriformes; Acipenseridae. The transcript has 4 exons. The coding region runs from base 536 to 1807 and encodes 423 amino acids.
CAGGCGAGUUGUGAACUAGCAUGCGGCAAUGCUAGAAUAAUAUUAGGAAUGAUGUGUUAUUUCCUUCAUUCACAAAAGUAAUCCGUUUGACCGUGAGUUCAUUUUUAAUACAUGGACUUGAAUUGUCUGGAGAUAACGUGCAUUAUUUGGUCGCCUAGCUGUUUGUAUGACGUCGCCGCUCACCUGUGAGUGGGUGUUGGGUUUUUACCUGUAGCCGCAGGUAUCACACACACAGAACGGGAACACGACCGGUCAAUUAGCCGUAUUCCAAAUUUAAUUCGCUCGGGAUUGAAUUUAAACUAAUGGUGUCAGACUGACUCUAAAUCUCACGAAAACGACACCGUUCAGGUGCGCUUCGCUUCUCCCGAGGAGGACAGCCUACACAGAUUUUCAGCCAAAACAAGUCACCUAACACUACAAAAGGUAGGAUAAGGUUGACUUCCGGAAUUACAAAAAGAAGAAAAAAAACGACAGAACAGAAAGUAAGAAUUGGGAGGACCGUGUCCUACCUAUGCGGUCUCUGACUUUUUGAGCCAUGCCUGGGAACAGUGCAGGGACGCCUCAAAAAGCGAGCAGCAGAGCCCAGAGGAACACCCUAAUGAGCGAUGUGCAAGCGAAGGGAUUGGGCGUCUCCAGCGACAGUGACUUAAGCCUUGAGGUCCUCGGGGAUUUGACCCCAGAACUGCCCAAGUUGUCCAAGGCGCAUAAAUCGAGAAAAGCACAGCAUCGGGAUUCCAACGGGAAAGAAACGGAGACUAUCGGUUUCAUCCCCGGCACUGCAGAUAUUCCACCAAGUGCCACCACCUGUGGGUCGUGCGCUGCUGAAACUUGGGAGCGAUGCAAAGACCUGAUCUGCUGCAUGGUCACCUGCAGCCAGUACAAGGCAGGCUCUAGCUUUUACAUCCCCUGCAUGUCCCGCUCGGAGUCCUCCACAGACGACGUCAAGACCUCUGAGCCCAAGCGACAGAACGGCGUCUCGAUCUCGAAUCCCACCUGCGGGAUCCCCAUGGAGACGAAUCCGAAGAAGCCCCUUAACCACAGCUUCAACUACGCCGACGUCAAGUUUAAAGGGGUCCCGGUCUACGUCGAUGGCUCAGUCAGCCAGAAACAGAGCGUCCCGUCCUCAAGACCUUCGCUGAGAUCGAGGAGACGCAGCGUGGAGAAGCUUCCGGGGGGCGACCCCAGCAACCGGGGCUCGGACGAGUACUACUCCAUCGAAUGCUCGGAGGAGGAUCUAGACGAACUCAACAGGUCCGGUGCUGACAUAGACUCUCUCAUCACCCAGAAGCUGCUGGAGCUUUACAGCUUGCACCAGAUCGACCAGCUGGCCAAGUGCACCUCGGACUCUGCCUUCUUCAAGAGGACCAGCGAGAUCACGGAGCUCAUCAACGACAUCACCAGCAUCUACAACCUGGACGAGGAGGAUGCGGAGUGCCGGCUGGUCCACGGGGUCAUUCGCAUCAGCACCAGGAAGCCCAAGAGACCGGACCCUCACAAAUCCGAUUCCGCAUACCACUCGGUGAGGGGGACGGAGAGCAAAAGCGACGAGCGCAGGAGACGGGACGGCAACCACCUGCCGGACAGCGGAAACGAUACCAUGAUAGAGUCCUCCGUGAUCAGCCAGGACAAUCUUGAGGUUAAAAUUUCAGAGGAGACAAGUUCGGACAAAAUUGCACGGAAUAUGAGGUUCCAAAGCACACAAGUUUCAGGGUCUCCAACAGCGAACUACAGCUCUCUCCCAGAAACUGAAACCAACUCCUCUGGGGCUCCGUUGCUCAAAACCCUCCUGCGGACAUCCGUGUCCUGAGGGCUGUCCUGUACCUGGACUGUAGUCCAGCAGUUAUCAAAGAGCCCGUCUGCCAGACUCUGCAGACUGAGAGACCGCAGCAUUUAUCUUGCUGUGAACCUACUCGGUCUCCGCAUGGCUGUCUCAACUCUGGAAUGUAUGGGGGUGUUAUUUUCCCCCAUAUCUUAUUGGAGAUGUAAUUCUACUUUUUAAAGCUUGCUGUUUUUGUUAAACAUGUCCCAAAAUUUACUUGUUGUAACAGCAAAUUGCCAGCAACAGUACUGCAGAUUAUAAAAUAGAUUAGUGUGCGACAGGAUCUCCCCUGGAAUGAUCUCCACAAGCAACGAGCGAUGUGUGUGGCACUCCUGUCCAUCUGAGAACCGGCCUGUGGCCAUUUCUUGGAUUUUUGGAUCUACAAUGUCUUGCUCCUCUGCCUUCAGUUUUUUUGGAAGUGUUUUGAACAUAUCCUCUUAGUAGAAGAGUGAAAAUGUAUUUUGGGGAAUAGUUGUAGCUUUUUGUUUCUCAGAAAAAUAUAGCUUAAAACAGCAGGAUUGUGAAAUGUAAUAAAUGAUAUAGUGCACUAUGUGUUUGUAGCCGUAUUGUGUAGAAAUGUUGAUUUGUUCCUCUGCGAUAUGAGUUGUAAAUGUGGCAGGACAGUACAAGGCUUAGUCGCCGAGUUGUGUUUUUUUUUUCCCAGUUUGUAGCUGUACUUGAUCACUGGGUAUGUUCUCUGCAGUCUGCAGGGCAGUGAUCGCCUUGAUGAGGAACUAUCUACAGUCCCUGUAGCAUGCUGCCUUUCUGUGCCUAACUGUAUAAAAUAGCUGUAUAUAAAUAAGAGGCAAUUUGUAUACAUUUUGGAGAACAUGUUUUGAAUUAAACAUAGUUUUUGUAUUGUGUUAAGAAAGGGUAAACAAUUAAAAUUAAAAUGUGUGUGUGUU